AUGGUUGUGGUCUUGGGAGUGUUUGAGGUUUAUGUAGCAACUCUCUCACUCCUCAAGGUGAUUGCUUUGAUCUGCUCUGGGGAGGAUGUUGAGGGAACUUCAGUGUCUCCUGGCAGUUAUCCAAGCACUCUGGUGUUAAGGCUAGCAGCUAUUUACCCCAAGUGGGACUCAAAGUUUCGAACAAACUGCAUCAUUUCUGGUAACACACUCCUUCACAUAAUUUUCCAAUGCAAGGAGUUUCGUGUUUGUUCCCAUGAAAACGAAGAGAUAAGAGAAAUAGAAGAAAAACUGAUGAAUGUUGAAGAGAAGAAUAAGAAUAUGGAAGAAGAGCUAAAAGAAGCUCAACAGAGGUGUGGGGCCUUGGAACGAGAAAAUGAGAGGAAGAAUCAAACUCUCGAGAGAGCUAAUAAAAAGGUCAAAAUCGAGGAAGACUAUAUGCUAAAAACUAAAAGCCAGACGGAUAGUCGUCUUCAUCCUUCACUCACCGUUGUGAAUCGCUCAAGUCAAGGACGUGGGGAUAAAGGAAAGAGCAAGAUGUCAUCUAAUGAACUUAAUUCAACACCAACUGAAGAUGUGUCGUCCCAAAAUUCCUCCAAACCAAAUUGUAGGGGAAAGCAAGAUCCAAGUUGGGGUCAUUGUAGACAGGUUAUGGAGAAUGGAAAAACUUUUUUAGUAUGCCAGUAUUGUAACAAGACUCUUAAAGGAGGUGGUUUUAAAGCUCCAUCAAUGUAUAUGUUGCGUGGUCCAUUGCUAGAUAGUUGGGUUGAUGAUGUUCAUAGUCUUGUUGAGAACUACCGUAAUGUUUGGCGGCAAACUGGAUGCACCAUUAUGGCUGAUGGUUGGACUGAUCGGACUAGGCGAACUCUUAUCAACUUUCUUGUUUAUUGUCCUAAAGGAACUGUUUUCUUGAAGUCUGUGGAUGCCUCUCAUGCUUCCAAAACUGCUGAUUUGUUAUUUAAUCUGUUCAAAGAAAUUGUUCUAUUUGUUGGGCCUGAAAAUGUUGUUCAAUUUGUGACUGAUAAUGCUUCUAAUUAUGUUGCUGCUGGAAGGUUAUUGGAGGCUGAGUUUCCCACAAUAUUUUGGUCUCCCUGUGCUGCUCAUUGUAUUAAUCUGAUGUUGCAAGAUAUUGGCAAGUUAGAGGAAGUGGGUGCAACCGUGGCACAUGCUUCAUCAAUUACCAAGUACGUAUAUAACCAUUGUCAUCCUUUACACUUGAUGAGAAAAUUCACAGGUGGUAGAGAAAUUCUUCGUCCAGCUCCAACUCGCUUUGCUACUAAUUUUAUUGCUUUGCAAAGCAUAUUAGCUCAAAAAGAUCCAUUAAGAGCAAUGGUAACUUCAAGAGAGUGGACAAGUUCAGCAUAUUCUAAGGAUUUGAAGGCUAGAAAAUUUGUGGAUUUAGUCUUAGAUUCUAGGUUUUGGAAAGAAUGUGCUGACAUUGUGAAAGUUACUGAACCACUUAUACGCUUGUUGCGUCUUGUUGAUAGUGAAGACAAGCCUUCUAUGGGUUAUCUUUAUCAAGCCUUUUUUAAAGCAAGAGAAGAGAUGGUUAGACGGUUUCAAAGAAAGAAAAAGAAGGCGGAGCCGUACUUGAACAUCCUGGAUAGUCGGUGGGAUACUCAGCUUCGUAAAAAGUUGCAUGCUGCGGGAUAUUGGUUAAAUCCAGCAUGUCAUUUCAAUGUUGAAGAAUUCAAUAAACAUGCAUUGACAACUUCUGGUCUUUUAGAUGUUAUAGAGAGGUAUGCUCAUAAGGAUGAGGAAUUAUUGUCCAAGUUAACAUCUGAGCUGAGAAAUUUCAAUGAAUCUGAUGGUGAUUUUGGAAGGAACAUAGCUAUUCGGGAACGAACUAAAGUUAUGCCUGAUAAAUGGUGGGAACUUUAUGGUUUUGGUGCACCAAACUUGAGAAAAUUGGCUAUUCGUAUCUUAAGCCAAACUUGUAGUGCUUCCGGUUGUGAGCGAAAUUGGAGUGCAUUUGAGCAGAUCCAUUCAAAUAGGAGAAAUCGGUUAGAGCAUAAAAGGUUGAAUGAUCUUGUAUAUGUUCGAUACAACCUAAGACUACAACAAAGGAAUCAAUUGAAGCACCAAAAUUAUGACCCAAUUAAUUUGGAAACAAUGGAUGAUCAUUCUACUAGUUGGGUUUUUGAGGAGUCACCACCAUUAUUAACCGAUGAAGAGGCAAGAUAUUUGAGGAAUAAUACCAUUGAACCAAUUGUAGAUGGUAUUGAUGAAUUGAAUUUAGAUGAGGAUGAUGUAGAUGAUGAACCUCAUAUGACUAUUGUACCCCAAAAUGAAAGCAAUGUUCUUCAAGGUUUGGAUGGCAAUGGUGGAGAAAGACAAGGAGAGCCUGAAUUUGAUGAUAUUACUUUUAAUUAA
Molecule: messenger RNA, 2370 nt
Organism: Gastrolobium bilobum
Lineage: Eukaryota; Viridiplantae; Streptophyta; Magnoliopsida; Fabales; Fabaceae
Exons: 8
Coding region: 1-2370 (789 amino acids)
Molecular function (GO): protein dimerization activity
Source: RefSeq, a predicted model, not a curated record